AUGACGAGGGCCUCCCUUCUAUGUUUUCUCCCACUACUCAACCACCAAUUCAAAACUUCAAACCUCUCCGCCAGUCCCACAGCCACAAGCAAGCAAGCAAUAUUUCAAUUACUCUUCCUCCUAUUCUUUUUCACAUCUCCCCACCUCACUCAAUCUUUGAACCUAGAGGGCCUUCUUCUUCAGCAAGUCAAGCACAGCCUCACUGACCCGAGUCGUUCCCUCGCUUCAUGGAACGACCAAGAUGACACCCCUUGCAACUGGACAGGCCUUAAGUGCGACACGUCGACUCGCCGGGUCAUCUCAGUCGACCUCUCCAACUUCCAACUCGAGGGCCCUUUUUCCACCUUCUUUUGCCGCCUUCCUUCUCUUUCCAACCUCACUCUCUCCAACAACUUUAUCAACUCUUCCCUCCCCGUUGGCAUCUCCACAUGUCAAAAUCUCAAGCUCCUCAACCUGUCCCAGAACUUCAUAGAGGGUCCCAUCCCGGGAGCUCUCUCUCGAAUCCCAAAUCUCAGGGUUUUAGACCUUUCUGGUAACAACUUUUCGGGCGAGAUUCCUGCGAGUUUCGGAGAGUUUCGCCGACUCGAAACGCUAAACCUGGUUAACAAUUUUCUAAACGGGUCGAUACCCAUUUCAUUGGGGAACAUUUCCAGGCUGAAAGAGCUUGGACUCGCUUACAACUCGUUCUCGCCGAGUCACAUACCGAGUCAACUCGGCAACCUGACGAGUCUCGAGGUACUUUAUCUCAGUGGGUGUAAUCUCAAAGGUUCGAUUCCGGACAGUCUCAGCCGGUUGACUCGCCUGCAGAACCUCGAGCUUUCCUAUAACAAACUCACCGGCUCAAUCCCCAACUCAUUGACCGAGUUGAAAAGCAUUCUCCAAAUCGAGCUGUACCAGAACGCGCUUUCCGGUGAGUUACCUUCGGGGUUGUCGAACUUGACAAAGUUGUUGAGAUUCGACGUUUCGAAGAACGAGUUGAUCGGGACGAUCCCGGAUGAGUUGUGCGGGUUACAACUAGAGUCACUGAAGCUCUCCGAGAACCGGUUCGAAGGGUCUCUACCCACUAACAUAACUCAAUCUACAAACCUGUACGAACUGACACUCUUCAACAACAGACUCACUGGCUCACUACCAAGUGAACUCGGCAAGAACUCGUCGUUGCAGAUCCUUGACGUUUCCUCCAAUGGAUUCUCAGGUGGGAUUCCAAGCCAUUUGUGCGAAAAUGGUGCCGUAACAGACCUUAUUUUGUUUAACAAUUCAUUUUCGGGAGAGAUUCCAGAGAGUCUUGGAAAAUGCCAGAGUUUAUACCGGGUUCGGUUGACGCACAACAAUAUUUCGGGUACGAUUCCAAGGACUUUGGUGAAGUUGAGUGAAUUGGUUACGCUUGAUCUUAAUGAUAAUGAGCUUUCUGGCGAUAUUCCUGUGGGAAUUCAAGGUUGGAAGAAGCUCAUUGAGCUUAAUUUGGCAAACAAUAGGUUCUCUGGUGAGAUCCCAGAUGAAAUUGGGAGCCUGCUGGUGCUUAAUUAUCUUGAUCUUUCCGGAAAUAAUUUUUCCGGGAUAAUCCCACCUGAAUUGCAAAAUUUGAAGCUCAAUUUUCUGAAUUUAUCGAAUAAUAGGUUGUCCGGCGACCUCCCUCCUCUCUAUGCAAAUAGGAAUUAUAGGAAUAGCUUUGUGGGCAAUCCGGGCUUGUGUGGUGACCUUCCUGAUCUUUGUCCUAGGGUAGGUGGAAGUAAGAAACAUGGGAAUUUUUGGAUUCUUCUAAAGAUCUUUGUGCCUGCGGGCAUUGUUCUUAUUGUUGGGAUUGUAUUGUUUUGUUGGAAGUACCGAGCUGUAAAGAAGAACAAGAAAGAAAUUGCUGUAGAAAUUGCUAUGUCGCCAUGGAAGGAGUUCCAUAAGCUUGGCUUUAGUCUGUCUGAAAUUAUGGAUUGUAUUGAUGAAAAUAAUGUGAUCGGUAGGGGAGCUUCCGGAAAAGUUUAUAAGGCUGUGCUUAGUAAAGGUGAGACGGUGGCAGUAAAGAAACUAUUCAGAGGUGGCGGUGAAAAUUCAGAGAAGUAUGGGUUUGAAGCUGAAGUUGAAACAUUGGGAAAGAUUCGGCACAGGAAUAUUAUGAGGUUAUGGUGUUGUUAUGACUAUUUGGAUUGCAAACUUCUGGUUUAUGAAUACAUGCCUAAUGGGAGCUUGGGAGAUUUGUUGCAUCGUAGCAGGAGAGGCUUGUUGGAUUGGCCGAAAAGGUAUCAGAUUGCUCUGGAUGUAGCUCAAGGGCUUUCUUAUCUGCAUCAUGAUUGUGUACCACCUAUUAUUCAUAGGGAUGUGAAAUCAAACAAUAUAUUGAUAGAUGGAGAGUUUGGGGCUAAAGUUGCAGAUUUUGGAGUUGCUAAAGUUGUUGCAGUAGCUGGCCCAAGGGGGGUAUCCAUGUCUGUGAUUGCAGGCUCCCCAGGUUACAUUGCUCCAGAAUAUGUUCAAACACGUCAUGUGAAUGAAAAGAGCGAUAUCUAUAGCUUUGGAGUGGUCAUUUUGGAGUUGGUCACAGGUAGACUCCCAAUUGAUCCUGAGUUUGGGGAUGAAGGCUUCAUAAAGUGGGUGUCCACCACCUUGAACCAGAAAGGAAUCGACCAUGUAAUUGACCCUAAACUUGAAUCCAAGUACAAAGAAGUGAUCAGCAAAAUUCUUGACAUUGGCCUUCUUUGCACUGGCUUACUUCCUAUUAGCCGCCCUGCAAUGCGAAAAGUGGUUAGAUUGCUGCAGGGAGUAAGCGCAGAUAAAAAGUCCAACAGAGUUUACAGGGAUGGGACAGGCUCCCCUUAUUACCAGGGAGAGGCGUCUGAUCAAGCAGGAAAGUUCUCCCCCGAUUACCAUGGAGAGGCCUCUGAUGAAGCAGUGUUGAUCUCCCGUACCUGCCACACCUUUUGAGAGGAGAAAAAUACAUUAGUAAAAGU
Molecule: messenger RNA, 2936 nt
Organism: Quercus lobata
Lineage: Eukaryota; Viridiplantae; Streptophyta; Magnoliopsida; Fagales; Fagaceae
Product: receptor-like protein kinase HSL1
Exons: 3
Coding region: 1-2910 (969 amino acids)
Biological process (GO): protein phosphorylation
Molecular function (GO): ATP binding; protein kinase activity; protein binding
Source: RefSeq, a predicted model, not a curated record